Molecule: messenger RNA, 1503 nt
Organism: Paraglomus brasilianum
Lineage: Eukaryota; Fungi; Glomeromycota; Glomeromycetes; Paraglomerales; Paraglomeraceae
Source: the annotation of a GenBank genome assembly
AUGAAACCACUAUUCACCUCUCAAACUGCCACACCAACUCACUCAGCAAAUCCCAACUCUAACAAUUGGGAUUUACUUUCCUCCUCGUUCUAUCAUACGCUAGCAAAUUCACUGCCCUUUCGACUGUUGGUGGUUGGAAGUCAAGAGUUAAAUAGUGCAAAUUAUUAUCUCUAUUAUUUAUCGCCGAUAUACUCGAAUUUGAAGCAGUUUAGUAUUACGAACUUGUUAUUGGCGUACACACUACCAUUAUUGUAUAUAUUUUCUCCGACGCUGAUUGUCCCGGCAAUCUUUGUCAAAUCACUGCAAUUUCUUGCAUCAAAAACCGCAUCCAUUUCUUCUACCAUUUCCCUUCAUAAAACCUCAUCCACAGCUUUCUUCAACGUGUCUUCUCUGACGAACAAUAUCUCUUCCGCUUCCUCAUCGCCUCGGAGCGAUAACGGUGGUGGGAGUGAUUUGAGUGUACAGGAUGUUGAAUACUGGCUACAGAGAUGUUCGAUUUGUUUUGACGCACAAUUGGACUUUUGCUUGGACUUUUGCAGGGAUCAGUUUUGUCGCGAAUGUUUUCAGAGGUCAGGUUUCGAGGCAGAGGGGCGAUGGGAAUAUGUAAAAGAGGUAGUGCAGAAUUCAUGGGGACUAAGCGUUACCAAAAUCAAAUGUCCAGUGUGUCAAGACGUUAUUUCUCAGUCAGAAUGGAGCAGAUACGUUGACCAGAGCAUUAUAGACUUAUACAACACAUACAAUAAACCAUAUCGCUCAUUCUCCAGGUGUUGUGGAGAAUGUGGCGAAGAAGUUUUUGCAGCCAGUGUGGUACAUGCAUAUGAAGAGGAGAAAGCGAGACAUUUCCAUGAAAUCUCCUAUCUCCUUCACCAGUUCCUUCAAACUUACAUUUCACCUACAAGACAAACUCAGACCAAUAUUCAUUACGAAAUAAACCAAUUCGUGUCCCGCUUCAAAGCUGAUUACACCGCUUAUCUUGGAGGGACAAGCGUGAAUUACGGUGUACUCGAGAUGUAUGAUUACAUUGCAGAAAAGUUGGGAGAGUGCCUCGGACUGAGAUUGGACGGUAGCGGGGGACAAGUUCAAUCUAAAAUGACAAGAAGAAGAUCAAAGAUAUAUGGGGACAUGGUUAAAGCAGCAGCAGAAAUUUCAGCUAGGCUCGUUGCGUUGGAGGCUAGACCCGAUCCAUGGAGACAACUGCAGUUUUUGCAUAUUGCGAAUUUUCCUCAGUCGCGAUGCACUCGUUGUACAGCUGAUCUCUGUUUACAAUGCGGUGAAUCGUCGCAUCACGUCGGAAUGUCUUGCACUCAGUUCAUGCGUCACCGUGUCUCCAACUCUUCGCUCUUUCUCUCAUCCACGCCUCAUACGACUCCCAACAACUCGCCGGAUGCGCUUGAGAAUAUCAAGUGGAAAUUAGCAAACUCGAAAUCCUAUUUUGUUGGGUUUGUAGGAAUGGAUGGAGUGAAAAGUGUGGAUUUUAUCAGUGUCGUAUGGGGGGAAAGGUGA